This is a messenger RNA of Hipposideros armiger (great roundleaf bat), 2526 nucleotides long. RefSeq names its product atypical chemokine receptor 1 (Duffy blood group) (gene ACKR1). The record is from RefSeq and is a predicted model, not a curated record. Gene Ontology annotation, cellular component: membrane. Gene Ontology annotation, molecular function: C-C chemokine binding. Gene Ontology annotation, biological process: inflammatory response; chemokine-mediated signaling pathway; regulation of chemokine production. NCBI's taxonomy places the organism in Eukaryota, Metazoa, Chordata, Mammalia, Chiroptera, Hipposideridae. The coding region runs from base 1469 to 2476 and encodes 335 amino acids. The transcript is spliced from 2 exons.
AAAUCAUUCCAGGACAGCUUCAACAGACCCCACCCCCCCAAAGUCAUUUUCUAGUCCCCCUCAUGUUGAACCUGAAGCUAGAGCUAGUGUCCGGGGAGAAAAGGGGACAGUCUCUAUAAAUUCCCCCUUCUUUUGCAACUUGGCUUCCCUACUUUACCUCCAGGCACCCAUAUGUGAAUUGGAAGGACUUGGCAGGACUAGAGUUAAAAAAAAAACACAUGUUUUCUUGGACAAAUGAAGCAGCUCUCUCUAAUUCACCAUUCUGACUUAGACACUACGUGACACCCCUUCCAAUGUCCAGACUAAGUCUCCCUAACAGUGGAAAUAAAAUGCAGGGGAAAGGGAGACAAAAUAGCAGAGAUCCUGGGACAGUAACUCAGAGGAAAGGGCUACCAGAGAGCAGCCCUGUCAGCGUAGGCGGCUCCGUCCGCAGUGUAGCCGCCCUUUCUGUCUUCCAGCUGCAGAGAAAUAGCAGCUGCCCCCAUGUAAGGAACUUAUGCAGUAUGGAGAUGCUAGGCCAAUGCAGCAGUUCCACAGCCUUUGUGUCCCCAACAGAAAUAAGAGUAGAGAGUAUCCCAGAGGCAACGGGCCCAUUUAAAAAGAUCCCAUUGUCCCCCAGAGCCUGCUCUAACUUGUCAGACCACGUGUUCUGCUUGGUAUGGAAGAUGCAUUCACUGCACUCAUAGUUGACGAGGCAAAUGCCCAGUCACUCCCCGAAAGGUAGCUUCAUUAUGCUACCCCCCACCCCUCUUAACAGCUGCUCCUCCAGCCCUCUGUCUUCUCACGCUGAAACAGUCAGACCCACACCCAGACACCUGUCUCAGAUAUGUGCACAUGAUACACAGCCACACACACACAUAAAUAAGCACAUUCUUAGACCCAGGCCAAUACACAAAGAGCCCCCCACCCUCACACAUGUACCACUUAGGUUGUCACCAUCUCAUGCAUCCAGCCACAAGCACCACUAACCCCAUUUCACAAACACAUGGCUUUUGAGCUAUCUUUCCUUGGAUCAACUUCAAAGGGGUGGAGAGUCAGUGAGAGUCACCCAUUGCCUUUUCCUCCAACUUCCCAGCAUCUCUUAUCUCUGUCUCACACUUCACCCCUGGCCCCUUCUUCCUUCCUUGUUCUUAAAGAAUUCUUGCUGGAAAGCCCGCUGGCUUCUCAGCCUCCCUUUCCACCUUCUGGAAAAUACCCGCUUUCUGGUCUCCACCUUUUUCCUUUCCCGAGUGCAGGUCCCCACCAGCAGAAUCCAACCUCAAAACAGGAAGUCUUGGGUCAGUGCCCCAUUUGGGCCUAAGGCUUAGGCAGGCAGUGGGCGUGGAGGAAAGACUUCCUGAAUGUGCCACCCCAUGGCCCUGCCCCAAACUGAUGGCCUUCAUUAGUCCCUGGCAUUUAUCUUGGAACCACAGCCAGUGACAGAACUGUCCCAGCCCUUCUUGCUGCCUGCAUUGAGCCCAGCAGUGGUAUGGGGAACUGUCUGUACCCGGUAGACUCCUCCUCUGCUGGUGAUAACUGGAGUAGCACUGCCUUUGGAGACAACUUUUCAGAUGAGUGGAAUAAUUCCUACGACCUAACUACACAGGACUAUAACUACAUUGGAUUUGAAGCAGCUGCCCCGUGCCGCUCUUGUAGUCUGCUGGACGAGUCCUCACUGCCCUUCUAUGUCCUCACCAGUGUCCUGGGAAUCCUAAUGAGUGGAGCUGUUCUCUUUGCUCUUCUCAGGCCUCUCUUUCGCUGGCGACUGUGUCCUGGCCGGCCAAUCCUGGCACAGUUGGCUGUGGGCAGUAUCCUCUUCAGCACUGCUGUGCCCUUCCUGGCACCAGGGCUAAGUGGUGGCUACCACACCCACCUAUGCCGCCUGAUCCACUUGGUCUGGUAUAGCUCAGCCUUUGCCCAAGCUUUGCUGAUAGGCUUCUGUGCCUGCCUGGGCCCCAAACUUGGUCCAGGCCAGGUCCCAGCCCUCACCCUGGGUCUCAGCCUGGGACUUUGGGUAGUGGCAGUCCUAUUGGGGCUGCCAGCCACCCUAGGCAGUGACAUUUCCAAUGGACUCUGCACCCUGGCACUCAGACAGGGGAUUUUACGGUUUAUGCACACUGCUGCCUGUUUUGCCAUCUUUAUCUUGUUGCCACUGGGUUUAUUGGGAGCCAAGGGGCUAAAUAAGGUAUUGGGCAGGGGGUCAUGUCCUUGGGUAGAUACCCUGUGUGUCUGGUUCAUUUUCUGGUGGCUUCAUGGAGUAGCUCAGGGAUUGGACUCCUUAGUGAGGUCCAAGUUCUUGAUAGUGUCAUCAUGCCCGGCCCAGCAGGCCCUGGACGUGCUGCCGCACUUGGCAGAAGCCCUGGCAAUAUCGCACUGUGUGGCUACACCCCUGCUCCUAGCCCUGUUUUGCCACCAGGCCACUCGCACUUGCUUGCCCUCCUUGCCUCUUCCAGCAAGACAAUCCUUUCAUCAGGACACCCUUGGAAGCAAAUCCUAGCUCUCUUCUCACAUGUCAACCUGAAUUAAAGUCCACACUGCUUUUAUGAA